CUUACGUCAAAGCGCGACUUGCCGUCAACUGUCAGUCCGUGCGCACACACAUUUCUCGCAGUUGGGUUUGCAGCCUUUUUUUCGCACAGCACCUCUAUAGCCGCAAGCCAUGUCCUACCAUCGCGCAACAGUAGCAGCGCCCGCCGCCCACCCCCUCGACUUUGACGCUUCCGCGGGCGGAGGCGCAGAGCCCGGGCCCAACAAUGCCGUAGCUCACAUUGAAGAGAAACGAACAAGUCUUUUGGAUGUGGUGCGAGACGGCCUGGCGAGGACGGGAAAGACUACCAUGCUGUAUCGAGUGACUUUCUGUGGGAGUGUCGCGGAGGGGGCUGAAAAGUCUGAGAUCGGAGCGCACUAUCAAAAGUUCUUCAAGCAGAUCCAGAAUGAAACGGAUCUGAUCACAGGCCUUUUAGUGGUGCUGGACACUACAUGGGUGCAAGUACUGGAGGCCACAUCAAAAGUAAUCUACACAGUCCUCCGAGACCUGCACCGCUCCUCAUCCUCCCCAAUCUCCUCAAUCACCACAAACGUCAAGGUACUGAUGAUCCAGGACGAUAUCCCCAAUCGAGCGUACCCGUUCUGGGCGUCCAGGAACAACGAGGCAAAGAGUACCGGCCCGAUGGAUCCAGAUGCGGAGGAUCCGGUUGAUGCGGCUGUCAUUGCGGGUGUUUGUGUGGGAUUGUGUGGUAUUGGUGGGAAGCUUGGCACGUUGACCAAGGCCGACCUCAAAACGGCAUUGGACGAUGUCGGCACGCACUUCCAGGACCUCCUGCCACGCGCUUCAGUACUGGAGCGGAUCGCGACAUCGAACAAAGUUAUGGGUAUCGAUGAAUGGCUUGAGUUGUUUGCGAACCAUUUGAAUCCGGUGCUCGAGUCGGAGCUGGUGUGGCCCGCGCAACAGACAUUAGUGUUUUAAGAUGUGCG
Messenger RNA from Fimicolochytrium jonesii, 924 nucleotides. RefSeq lists its product as uncharacterized. Bases 110 to 916 code for a protein of 268 amino acids. The record is from RefSeq and is a predicted model, not a curated record. Lineage: Eukaryota; Fungi; Chytridiomycota; Chytridiomycetes; Spizellomycetales; Powellomycetaceae. The transcript has 4 exons.